CGGAGGGGGCGGGCCCGCGCGCGCCGGGGCGGGGCAUUGUGGGUAAGAGGAAGCGCGAGGGCCGGCCCGCUCCCCCCCACGUGUCCGCCGGAGUUUCUACAGCAGCAACAUGGCCGCUGCCUGAGAGGAGAGCCCGACUGCCGCCGCCUCUGCAGCCCGCGGGUACCUGCUGGUUGCCGCCGCCCGUGCGCGGCCCCGCCGCAGAGACCGAGGCGAGGACUACACGGCUGGCUGUCCCUAGUAUGGCCAAUGAAGAGGAUGACCCAGUUGUACAGGAGAUCGACGUGUACUUGGCCAAAAGUCUGGCAGAGAAGCUGUAUCUGUUUCAGUACCCUGUGCGACCAGCCUCGAUGACCUACGAUGACAUUCCACACCUUUCAGCCAGGAUCAAGCCCAGGCAGCAAAAGGUAGAGCUUGAGAUGGCCAUCGACACCCUGAAUCCCAACUAUUGCCGCAGCAAAGGGGAGCAGAUCGCGCUGAAUGUGGACGGUGCCUGCGCUGAUGAGACCAGCACAUACUCCUCGAAGCUGAUGGACAAGCAGACCUUCUGCUCUUCCCAGACCACCAGUAACACCUCCCGUUAUGCAGCUGCACUCUACAGGCAAGGUGAGCUCCACCUGACGCCUUUACAUGGCAUCCUACAGCUGCGGCCCAGCUUCUCCUACCUGGACAAGGCAGACGCCAAGCACCGUGAGAGAGAAGCCGCCAAUGAAGCUGGGGACUCUUCACAGGACGAGGCGGAAGAAGAUGUGAAGCAGAUCACUGUACGGUUCUCACGACCGGAGUCAGAGCAGGCCCGCCAGCGGCGUGUACAGUCCUACGAGUUCCUGCAGAAGAGGCAGGCAGAAGAGCCCUGGGUCCAGCUGCACUACUGUGGCCUGAGGGUGAGCCAGGACAGCCGCUCAGAGCAUGAGCGUCAGUACCUGCUGUGCCAGGGCUCCAGCGGGGUGGAGAACACAGAGCUUGUCAAGUCUCCCAGUGAGUACCUCAUGAUGCUGAUGCCACCUAGCCAGGAGGAGGAGAAAGACAAGCCUGUGGCCCCCAGCAACAUCCUGUCCAUGGCUCAGCUGCGCACACUGCCCCUGGCUGACCAGAUCAAGAUACUGAUGAAGAACGUGAAGGUCAUGCCUUUUGCCAACUUGAUGAGCCUCCUGGGCCCCUCUGUGGACUCUGUGGCUGUUCUGCGUGGUAUCCAGAAGGUGGCAAUGUUAGUCCAAGGAAACUGGGUGGUAAAGAGUGACAUCCUGUACCCCAAGGAUUCAUCCAGUCCUCAUAGUGGUGUGCCUGCUGAGGUGCUGUGCAGGGGCCGAGACUUUGUUAUGUGGAAGUUCACGCAGAGUCGCUGGGUGGUGAGGAAGGAGGUCGCAACAGUGACCAAACUCUGUGCAGAGGAUGUAAAGGACUUGCUGGAGCACAUGGCCAUAGUGAGGAUCAACAAAGGCUGGGAGUUCAUACUGCCUCAUGACCGGGAGUUCAUUAAGAAGCAUCCAGAUGUGGUCCAGCGACAGCACAUGCUGUGGACAGGCAUCCAGGCUAAGUUAGAAAAGGUCUAUAAUCUUGUAAAGGAAGCCAUACCAAAGAAGCUGGAUGAACAACCAGGGCCUGCUGUGCUGGUGUCUGGGGAACAGCGGGUCCAAGUAGCCAAAAGCAAGGCCCAGCAGAACCAUGCCUUCCUGGAGCGGGAGCUGCAGCGCCGGAAGGAGCAGAUCCAGGCAUCCACAGUCAUGGGUGGCGUGCGCAUCAAGGAGGAGCCAGUGAGUGAGGAGGGCGAGGAUGAGGAUGAGCAGGAAGCCGAGGAGGAGGAGCCAAUGGACACCAUGCCCAGCAGUGGCCUCAGCAACAGACUGGCCAAUGGGCUGCCUACAGGGAGGGCUGCAGGUGGAGAUAGCUUCAAUGGCCACCCGCCCCCUGGCUGCUCCAGCACCUCUGUGGCCCGGGAACUCGGGGCGUUCGUGAAGGCCACUUUUCAGAGGCAGUUUGUGCUCACACUGAGCGAACUCAAGCGCCUCUUCAACCUGCACCUAGCUAGCCUGCCCCCUGGACACACGCUCUUCAGUGGCAUCUCAGACCGCAUGCUGCAGGACACGGUGCUGGCUGCCGGCUGCAAGCAGAUACUGGUGCCUUUUCCCCCACAGACUGCUGCUUCCCCGGAUGAGCAGAAGGUGUUUGCCCUCUGGGAGUCUGGAGACAUGAGUGAUCAGCAUCGACAGGUUUUGCUUGAAAUUUUUUCCAAAAAUUAUCGGGUACGCCGGAAUCUGAUCCAGUCUCGGUUGACUCAAGAGUGUGGAGAGGACCUAAGCAAACAGGAGGUGGAUAAAGUGCUAAAGGACUGCUGUGUAAGCUAUGGUGGCAUGUGGUACCUUAAAGGGACAGUGCAGUCUUGACAAUAGUAGUAUACCACUAACCCAACGACUCCAAGCCCAAGGAAGGAUGGCAGAGCUGGAAGUAGAGUGUCGACUUCCUCCAAAGACACAGCAAGAGCAACUGCCCGCCUCAGGGCCUGCGGCACUGCACAGUCCAGCGGACAGAGGGGCUCCUACUCGGCCAGUGGCAGGAUCAGCUUAAGUGAGAUCGCUCCCAGCAAAGACCAGCCAGACCUUUGCAGUACAAUUUGAAGUUCCUGUGUAAUUUGCUUGUUAUUUGGUUUCAUUCUCAUAAUAAAGAGAGUGUAACUGAUACAUGCAGGAUAAUGAAAGUCAUGGUUUAAUAUUUUCCUUGUUAAACUUAAUGCCAACAAAGUCAAAGUUAUGUUUACAAGAUGAAAAACCUCAAGGUUUUUAAUAUUUAAAAUGCCCAGAAGCCAGUUAUCUAGUCUUAGAUUGUCUAUCUGCUAAGACUUCUGCCAAUUUCGUUAAAUCAAAUUGGAUUGUUUUACGUUGGGUUUCUGUGGCCACUUCACCUUUUACAACAACCUACUUUAUGUAGCAGUCUCUACUGUUUACAUGAACCAUAGCAAAAAAUUAGAAUCAAAUCCAUCUUCUCUGUUUGCAUAAAGAUGCAAACAAAACCAGGUAAGUGUGGAACAAUGUAUAAGUGAGGUUAUCACACUUUGAUGUAAAGAAUUUAUAUUUUGUGUAUUUUAAAAAUAAAUGCUAACACUAA
Messenger RNA from Castor canadensis (American beaver), 3102 nucleotides. RefSeq names its product RNA polymerase III subunit E (gene Polr3e). The record is from RefSeq and is a predicted model, not a curated record. Gene Ontology annotation, biological process: tRNA transcription by RNA polymerase III. NCBI's taxonomy places the organism in Eukaryota, Metazoa, Chordata, Mammalia, Rodentia, Castoridae. Gene Ontology annotation, cellular component: RNA polymerase III complex; nucleus.